AUUCUAAUAUAAACAAUCUCUGUGGAUUGUGGCGAAGCGUCGUCAAAAAUGGCGGAUGUUUCGGUAAAAAGACAACAGGACCUCGAGGCAACAAAUGAAUUAUCGCAACCAACCAAGAAGGUGAAGUCGGACUGUGAAAAUGACCGGGCAGAGAAUGGAAACGACACAAAUGCCCUGUCUGGCUUUCAAAGCACCGCCGUGUUGAGUGAUUCCGCGAGGGAGAAAACCAUCUACGUCCACGGGAAGCUUGCUGAUCAGAAUGCCGUGGUCAUCCUGGAGAAGACUCCCAUCAGGGAAGACGUCCUGGCUGAAAUCUUCACUGCUUCCACUCUGAAGUUACAGAUGAGGAAUGACAUCUACAGCACCUACUCUCUCCAUGCUCCACCACACCUUAAUGAGAUCAAGGCGACUGUUAUGUGUCCAGCUACUGAGAAGCAUGUGAAGAAAUACCAGCGUAAGGAGAGUUUCCUUGUGGAGGAAACAGCACAGGACUAUGAGUCCAUCACUCUGCCUUACAUAAAGAAGCAGAGUUUCAGUGUGCAGUGGGUGUACAACAUCUUGGACAAGAAGGCAGAGUCUGAGCGGAUACUGUUUGAAGAUCCACACCCUAAGCUUGGUUUUGUCCUCCUUCCAGAUUUCAAAUGGGACCAGAAGCAGCUUGCUGAUCAGAAUGCCGUGGUCAUCCUGGAGAAGACUCCCAUCAGGGAAGACGUCCUGGCUGAAAUCUUCACUGCUUCCACUCUGAAGUUACAGAUGAGGAAUGACAUCUACAGCACCUACUCUCUCCAUGCUCCACCACACCUUAAUGAGAUCAAGGCGACUGUUAUGUGUCCAGCUACUGAGAAGCAUGUGAAGAAAUACCAGCGUAAGGAGAGUUUCCUUGUGGAGGAAACAGCACAGGACUAUGAGUCCAUCACUCUGCCUUACAUAAAGAAGCAGAGUUUCAGUGUGCAGUGGGUGUACAACAUCUUGGACAAGAAGGCAGAGUCUGAGCGGAUACUGUUUGAAGAUCCACACCCUAAGCUUGGUUUUGUCCUCCUUCCAGAUUUCAAAUGGGACCAGAAGCAGCUGGAUGAUUUGUACUUGAUGGCCAUCACACAUCAAAGAGACAUCAAGAGUCUGAGAGACCUGACAUCACAGCAUUUACCCCUGCUUGAAAAUAUACUCCAGAAAGGACAGGAGGCCAUUCUGAAGCACUACAGCCUUCCAGCCAGUAAGAUGAGAAUCUACCUACACUACCAGCCGUCCUAUUACCACCUCCACGUCCACUUCACCAAGCUGGACUUUGAGGCGCCAGGCUGCCGUGUGGAGCGCGCACAUCUCCUCGCAGAUGUCAUUCAGAACCUCCGGUCUGACCCCAACUACUAUAAAACACGAAAUCUGUACUUCCCUCUACGGGCAGAUGACGGGCUGCUCAGUCAGUUUAAGGAAGCUGGGAGAUUGUAACGCUCCACCCGUUGAGGAUAAGACACUUUUUGUAUAUUCAGUAUUCCUUUUAACUAUCCAUCCAUCCAUCUAUUUUUUACCGCUUAUUCCAUUCGGGGUUGGGGGGGGCGCUGGAGCCUAUCUCAGCUACAAUCGGGCAGAAAGCGGGGUACACCAUGGACAAGUCUCCUCAUCCCAGGGCUAACACAGAUAGACAGGCAAAACAUUCACACACACACUAGGGCCAAUUUAGUGUUGCCAAACAACCUAUCUCCAGUUGCAUGUCUUUGGAAGUGGGAGGAAGCCCACACAGUCACAGGGAGGACAUGCAAACUCCACACAGAAAGAUCCCGAGCCCGGGAUUGAACUCAGGACAACUCAGGACCUUCGUAUUGUGAGGCAGAUGCACUAACACCUGUUCCACCGUGCUGCCCUCCUUUAAACUAGUGGGACUCAAUUCAGACAUUUUGUUUCAUCAAUUGUGAUUAUAACUCCAAACAAUUGUGUGAAAUUGUUUUUUUUGACUGAGUCAGUGAAUAAAAAAUAACUGCUG
Molecule: messenger RNA, 1978 nt
Organism: Nerophis ophidion (straightnose pipefish)
Lineage: Eukaryota; Metazoa; Chordata; Actinopteri; Syngnathiformes; Syngnathidae
Gene: dcps
Product: decapping enzyme, scavenger
Exons: 9
Coding region: 49-1446 (465 amino acids)
Biological process (GO): deadenylation-dependent decapping of nuclear-transcribed mRNA
Cellular component (GO): nucleus; P-body
Molecular function (GO): RNA 7-methylguanosine cap binding; hydrolase activity
Source: RefSeq, a predicted model, not a curated record